UGAGGAAGGUCGUGUCAACGCCUCCCGAACGGCUAAUUCCGAGAUUGAAUUUCGCGUAUGAAUUUGUAAAAACCGACGCUCAUCAACCGUCAACGGUUCGUAAAUAACAGUUAAAUUGAAAGCGAUAGUGUUCUAGUGAUUUUAGUGUUAUUUAGUGAAAUGAUAGCUGUCGGAUACUUGACUGAAACAAAAUGUUUGCAAGAUGGCGAGAAGGCGAGCUGAAUCGAAUCGAUGACCAUUGUAGCGGUAAAUCAAAAAUAAAAAUAAAAACAUGACGAAAUAUGUUUCCACCCCGUUGCUUCCAUAUAGCGCGGAGUGAGGCCGAUGCAAUGCGUCAAUAUGAUUGUAGAACGCGCGCCAAACGAAAAACUAAAGUCAUACUCAAUUCGUAUUACCUCAUUCUUCUAUUUCUUAUCCAAUCAGUCAACUCGAACACAACAAACAUGAACCGUCACAGCGACGAACAGAACGACGCACCUAACGAAGACUAUGAUCAGGACACGGAGAGUUUUAAAGUCAAUUUCGAUAACCCGUAUUAUAAUAGUGAAGAUUUCCUCAAAUUCUAUGGUCACGAGAAUUCGUAUAGCAAUUAUGGGGAUUACAAACGAUAUUACUUGAAUCCAUCUAAUCCUAUACCAAAGACGAAGGUUAAAUUUAAGAUUAGCAGUAGGAUAGUUCAGACGAAGUACGGGAAGCUACAGGGCAUCGUGUUGGCGAUGGAUGAACAUAGAUUUCUGAGUCCGCUAGAAGUGUUCCUAGGCGUACCUUACGCUACUCCUCCUGUGGGAUCUAAUAGGUUCAGUCCUACACGCACGCCAUCACCCUGGGAAGGUGUAAGAGUAUCAGAUAGACCAGGCCCCGCGUGUCCACAGAAGAUCCCCGACCUGAAUGAUGAGAGGAUCUUUCUAGAGAAAAUGCCCAAAGGAAGAUUAGAAUAUAUCAAAAGACUGAUACCGUAUCUUAAGAAUCAAAGCGAGGACUGUCUGUAUUUGAACAUAUUUGCACCGUUACAGAUGGACGAAACGAAGAUAGCGCUACCGGUCAUAGUGUACAUUCACGGAGAAAGUUAUUCGUGGAGUUCCAGCAACCCAUACGAUGGAGCCGUACUGGCCAGCUAUACAGACCUCGUGGUGGUCACUCUCAACUUCAGAUUGGGGGUCCUUGGGUUCCUAAACGCAAAUCCAGCUCCACACCUAAAAGCUAGAGUGGCGAACUAUGGCCUAAUGGACCAGAUAGCCGCAUUACACUGGGUACAGCAGAACAUUGCUCUAUUUGGAGGAGACCCAGCGAACAUCACCCUUAUGGGUCACGGGUCAGGGGCGGCGUGUAUCAAUUUUCUGAUGAUAUCGCCUACUGUUAUGCCAGGUUUAUUUCAUAGAGCGAUACUUUUAUCUGGCUCAGCGCUCAGUUCUUGGGCUAUUGUGGACGACCCUGUAUAUUAUUCGUUGAAACUAGCGAAGCACAUGAAUUGCUCGAUACCAGAAGACCUUGCUAAAGACCACGAGGUGAUCGUAGACUGUCUGCGAGAUGCUACAAUAGAUGAAUUACUAUCCAUGGACAUAUCAGCGCCGAAUUUCCUCACCGCCUUUGGCCCUUCUGUUGACGGAGUGGUCAUAAAAACAGACUUUGCAAAGGAUUUCCUCACAGUUCAUGGUUCUGGAGACUUUCCCAGCUUUGGUCCGCUAAAUAAUAUGAUUCCAAAUGUCCAUACGAAAAGGAGUGACAGUGGAAGAAGAUUGUUCCAGAACAAAUAUGACUUGCUGUUUGGUGUUGUGACUUGUGAAGCGCUCUGGAAGUUUUCGGCGAAUGAUAUCCAGAAUGGCAUCGAGCCAGAACGUCGGGAUCGGAUGUUGAGGACAUACGUCAGAAAUUCAUACACAUAUCACUUGAGCGAGAUCUUCUACACCAUUGUCAACGAAUACACCGACUGGGAGAAAACGAACCCAAUAAACACACGCGACGCCACGGUAUCAGCUAUAUCCGACGCGCAAUACGUGGCCCCGCUGGUCCAGAGCGGGGACCUCCUCAGUGGAGGUCCGAAAGCCACGACCAGCGAUGACGAUGGACCUGGUCGUGCGACGAGGACCUUCUUCUAUGUGUUUGACUAUCAGACUAAGGAUGGAUAUUAUCCUCAAAGAAUGGGCGCGGUCCACGGCGAAGAGUUGCCAUACAUAUUCGGCGCACCACUCGUCCAGGGCUUCGGCCAUUUUCCACAAAACUACACGAAGUCGGAGGUCGCUCUGGCGGAGUCUAUGAUGCUGUAUGUCGCUAGUUUUGCUAAGACUGGGAAUCCCAAUGACAACACGCGGCAAGAGGCUCUGCUACCAGCUUCCAGAGAAAGAAAUAAAUUCCGAGGCAUCGUGUGGGAAGAUUACGAUUCUACGCACCAAAAGUAUCUGGAAAUAGGUGUAAAACCCCGUCUCAAGAACCAUUACCGAGCGCACCAGCUUUCAGUAUGGCUCCGCUUGGUUCCUGAACUGCAUCGAGCCGGUAUGGAAGACGUAGCAACUCGACACAACCUCUUCAGAAACCACAACGACCAAGAACUGUAUGAAGGCAUUGUUAGACCCGAUCCCUUAGCGCGUACAGAUAAUGAGGUACGACGAAAUGGUUCUACGUAUUCCGAUACAGCAUUGACAACUGUAGAUACAAUUCUAGCGACUUGCGUUACUAUAGUACCAAGUGGAAGAGAUCUACAAACGUAUAAUAACAGUGAUAAUACCCUAGCAAGUUUAGAAGCAGCCGGAUACGCGGCCUACUCCACGGCAUUAAGCGUCACAAUAGCAAUCGGCUGUUCCCUCCUAAUCCUCAACGUUUUAAUAUUCGCCGGCGUAUAUUACCAAAGGGAUAAGUCGAGGUCGAGGGGAAAACAGCAACGCUUCAACGAAAAACACUUCGAAACAAUAUCCGGAAAGCACUCGCAUUAUCAUAUCGAUCCGACCCUAGCGCCGAGUUUGGUCGUGGACGUUGAACGGCAGAAUAGGAAGAAAAUGGAUCAGAGCCUAUCCAAUUUGAACUUUAAAGGGCCUUUAGAUGGCAAAUCGCUCAGUCCGACCUUGAGUAUAGAUAACAUGAUGUUGCCCAGUAAAUUGGGAAGUAGGAAUAGUAGUUUUCGACUGCCGAAUACGUACCAGGGGUAUGCGACUUUGCCGAAAAAUAUAGGGCAUAACGGGGAGAGACAUUUCGGUAAUGGCUCUGGGUCUCCAAGGGAAGAGAGGGUACCUCAUGCUACUUUGAGACGGGGUAAAAUGCAUCCUCAGAACUUACCACAAGCCGCCAUUGAUGAGAUGAGGGUAUGACAGAGUACCUGUACAUAGAGGCAGUGUAUAACAUUGCUGGAGAUGUGGAAUAUGUAAAUAAUGAAAGUGUUUAUUAAUCUGUAUUAUGAUGAAUAAAGUAUGAUAAUUA
This is a messenger RNA of Colias croceus (clouded yellow), 3408 nucleotides long. RefSeq names its product neuroligin-4, Y-linked-like. Lineage: Eukaryota; Metazoa; Arthropoda; Insecta; Lepidoptera; Pieridae. Gene Ontology annotation, biological process: neuron cell-cell adhesion; modulation of chemical synaptic transmission; synaptic vesicle endocytosis. Gene Ontology annotation, cellular component: postsynaptic membrane; cell surface; synapse. Gene Ontology annotation, molecular function: neurexin family protein binding; signaling receptor activity. The transcript has 11 exons. The coding region runs from base 282 to 3299 and encodes 1005 amino acids. The record is from RefSeq and is a predicted model, not a curated record.